AUGGCAAAGUCUUCAGACGAACCUGCAGUCAAAAGAAAAAAAGUUGAUAACAAAAUGGAAAACCAAGCAGAUCUUGAGAAAGUAGCUGAGAUUCAAAAAAAGUGGGAGCUACCGUUGUGGAAGUUUCGUCGUGGACGUCUGUGUGUGACUGAUAUUACAUCACAGUCUUGGUGUGAGCAGCAACUCUUGUACACCUACACAUUGCCCACGAUACCAGUUGAAAAUAAAGCCAUGGUAAAGGGGAGUAGCUUGCAUCUUGCGCGAGAACUUGAAGUGCAUGAUAUCGUUCCUGUCAAAGUCACCAGUAGAGAAGAUUCCUGGGCUAUCAAGUUACUCAAUAUCAUGGAUGCGAUAAACGGUCUCUCGUUUGACAGACUGUGCAUCAGAGAGAUGCCGAUAUUCGGGGAUCCGUUUGAAAUGGGUGUGUUUAUGGUUGGCAUUAUCGACGAACUGAAAUACAAUGAGUCGGGAGAACUUCAACUUCUUGAGUUCAAAUCUAGAUCUAGUUCCAAAACAUUGCCAGGAAAGGCUCAGAAAUUAAACCAUGCUUUACAAGUUAUGCUGUACAAACAGAUGUUCGAUGAACUAGUGUCCGGGAAGUUGAGUCGGGAGAUGAUCCUGGGUCAUGUUAACUUGGAUGAGGGUAAAGUUCUCGGAAGUGCAGUUCUAGAUCAUAUGCAGAAAACUGGUAUCCAUUUUGACAAGUUCGGGGAACUGCUUGACGCAGCACUGCUGCAGUUUCAGUUUUCUAGCCUCCCCCAUGUGGACUCACUGGAGAUUGAGUAUUGUUUCCAAGGCGACUGUCUAUCAUUUGCCACUGACAAGGUUCAGUUUGACUCUGAUUGGUUGCGAAAGAAGCUGGACCAUUCCUUUCUGUUCUGGAGGGGUGUCCGAGAGGCUGAAGGCGUUGAUAUUGAAGACGCUUGGAAAUGCCAAAAUUGUGAUUUUGUGGAUAUUUGCGAGUGGCGAAAGAAAAAACAGCAAGAAUGCAUGGAAAAGAACCAAAUUUCAAUAAAUAAAUUAUAAAUAAUAUUUUACAACUUUAACUACAGCCAGCCAUUCUAUGAUCCUAAAGUUCUUGAUCUAGUAGUCACUGCACAUGCGUUCAUGUACUGUUGUAGAGAAAAGUAUAAAUGUACUCCUGAUACCCACAAAAUUUAUCUGUCGCACAAUACUACACUCUAGUAAUCAAUUUGCAGCUGUUAUUUCAUUGGUGAAUAAGUAGCUAGUACUAGUACUUAUUGUCAGAGGGGUAAUGGAGUGUUG
Saccoglossus kowalevskii is the source of this 1266-nucleotide messenger RNA. RefSeq names its product exonuclease V-like. Gene Ontology annotation, biological process: interstrand cross-link repair. The record is from RefSeq and is a predicted model, not a curated record. NCBI's taxonomy places the organism in Eukaryota, Metazoa, Hemichordata, Enteropneusta, Harrimaniidae. Gene Ontology annotation, cellular component: nucleus. Gene Ontology annotation, molecular function: single-stranded DNA 5'-3' DNA exonuclease activity.